CCAAAACAGAAAGAACAAAAUAUUUCAACUCCCAUAUUUUAGUCCCCUCUCUUAAUCAAAUGGAAGCUCACAAAAUUUUCUCUGUCACAGCCUACCUACUCUUUCUCACACUCACCAUUUUCUCUGCCACAUCAGCACGAACUCUCGAGGAGGAGCAGCUACCAGUUCCUGUAGUCCCUCCAUUGGCGUCCAAUACAGACGAGACACCUAUCAUCAAUGCUAAUGUUGCUGAUCAACAUACCUUAAUGUUCUUCAUGCACGACAUCCUCGGAGGAUCGAACCCCACGGCUCGAGCCAUGACCGGGAUAGUCAACAGCCCUGCAGCCAAUGGCCAACUGCCAUUUGCCAAACCCAAUGGGGCAGUCCUACCUUACAACAACGGGGUACCCCAGAACAACAACAACAACAUCCCUUUUCUCACAGGGCUAAGUGGAACAACAUCAAAUGUGGCACAAAACAACGGGAUCAAUGGCGGGUUCGGAAACUUCCCGAUAAACAGUGGACAGCUCCAGCCAGGCUCCGUGCUCCAAAAUCUCAUGUUUGGCACCAUGAGUGUGUUUGACGAUGAGCUGACUGAAGGGCAUGAGCUUAGCUCUGGUUUGGUUGGGAAGGCACAAGGUUUCUAUGUGGUGAGCUCUGAAGAUGGUACCAGCCAGACUAUGGGGUUCACGGCUAUGUUCGAAAGCGGGAGCUAUGCCGAUAGCCUGAGCUUCUUUGGGGUUCAUCGGACGGCUGUAUCAGAGUCUCAUUUGGCCAUCAUGGGUGGCACUGGCAAGUAUGUGAAUGCCAAAGGUUUUGCCAUAGUCAAGACCUUCCCUGCUUCCAAUCAGCAAACUGAUGGGGCAGAGACUCUGCUGCAAUUCACAGUUUAUCUCACUUACUAAUUUCUGUGAUUGAUUGAGCAGCAUUUGUAUUUCAAGUUUGUUUUAGAAUCCCAAAAGGAGCAGUAAAAAUUUGCUCUGUAAUUUGUAUGU
Molecule: messenger RNA, 974 nt
Organism: Prunus avium (sweet cherry)
Lineage: Eukaryota; Viridiplantae; Streptophyta; Magnoliopsida; Rosales; Rosaceae
Product: dirigent protein 25-like
Source: RefSeq, a predicted model, not a curated record